CAUGAGUAUUUAAGAUACAGGGAUGAGAUCGUGAGCAUUCGAGCUCCUGUACAGUCGUCCCCGUGAGUGUUGUUCUCAGUCGUGUGUGUUCUGUAUAAUAAUUCGCUUUGUUUUGCAAUUAUGACGAUCUCUGCCUGUGCUUCUGCUUCCUGCAUCGGACUGCCUGUGCUCGGGCUCACUGCGCGUCCCUGCAGCGGCCGCAAAUCGGUUACUGUGGUUUCUAAAUUCCGCCUUCCUCGCUCGUCAGCUGUCGCUGCUCACUCCAGCAGAGUUUUGUACAAAAAUGGCUCUACUCAGUGUGUUGGCAAGUCACUCGGGUUUGUCGGCUCUUCGAUUACGGAGACCCGAGUGCGUGAUUCGAAGCUAGAGAUGUUCGGUUCCGGAAGCUGCGGUGGAGGUGCUAUGGGAAGCGUGUGCGCUCUUCCUGCUUCCGUUGAAACCUUACGAUGGAUCUUUGUAGCUGCUGCCACGUCUCUUCUAUUCCUCAAGAACGCAGCCAUCCCGAAGCACUUCCUUGUCCCUCUCUUGGUCCUCGAACUCCCUCGUGAAGCUCUCAGCUGGAUGAGGGGAGAGUACGGUUUAUGGACUGCUUUCGUAGCGAUUCUAGUGAAACUGUUCUAUCAAAUUCCCGGGGAGGUUCAUCUACCACUUUACGUGCUGAUUUUGGUCAUCACUGCACCAAUUCAACUCACUCAAUACCGAGGCAGCACUCCCGCAUCUCUGGCAUCAAUCGCUCUGGCGGUUUAUCUGGCUGUGGAGCACUAUCGUUCCACGGGAGGUGUGAAUGAAGCGUUCAAAAGCAACAAGCUUCUCCCGACGCUUGCUAUUCUGGCCUUGGUGGUUAUUCCAAUCCUGUUCUUCGCUCAGGGUGUCUACUACUGAUGCGUUCUUGUCGAGCGUAGAACAGAGUCUUUGUAUUAGCCGACGACCCCUCCAGAUUCCAUUGUGGGUCUUGAGAUGUACAAUUUGUGUAAAUUCUAUCAAUUCUGUGUAAAGUCGAUCCGUUCAAGAUUGUUGAUGAGAUGGAUCUUUUCCAUCACACCAAAGGACUCGAGCUCCAGAGGAGUAAAG
Messenger RNA from Marchantia polymorpha subsp. ruderalis, 1071 nucleotides. NCBI's taxonomy places the organism in Eukaryota, Viridiplantae, Streptophyta, Marchantiopsida, Marchantiales, Marchantiaceae. The record is from the annotation of a GenBank genome assembly.